AUGGUUCAAAACCAGGAAGCUGCAUCUACUGCACGUGGACAAGUGGUCCAGGAUCAAAACACACACGGAAGGCUGAUGCAUCAGGAGGGUGGUUAUGAUCCAGCUUGGCAGAAUCCUUCCAGAAACAUCAUACCGCCAAGUCUUUCAAUUUCAUUAUUUGUUGAGAACGUUAUUGAUCUCGAUCCUCACGUGCUUGUCACUGUUUCCGGAGUUGGGGAGACUCGAUGUUUUCUGAGUAAUCUGAAAGACCAGUGCUAUGCUCGAGCUGCGAAGCAUGCUGAAUGGAUGAUUUGCUCUACUAUCGGCGCUCUUGAAUACUUCAGGAGUCUGGGUCAAGUUAACGCAGAAUAUAAUGGUUGCGUAAGUGGAUACUACGUCUCAGUUGCCGGGUGGAAGAGGAGCUCUUACAAUUUACAUGUCCGUCCUGAAUUUUUCUACGAAAACAUUGGAUGCCCUAUUGCUUAA
Oldenlandia corymbosa var. corymbosa is the source of this 465-nucleotide messenger RNA. The record is from the annotation of a GenBank genome assembly. Lineage: Eukaryota; Viridiplantae; Streptophyta; Magnoliopsida; Gentianales; Rubiaceae.